AUGAAUUUUCACGGUAAAGUUGUUUCUGAACGUAUGUUUCAGUGGUUUUUUCACUAUUCCCUCGUCACCGGCAAACAAUUAAUGGCAACAUCUCAAAUAAUAAAACCUUUAACCAUCAGUAGACAACAAUCAAUUGGUCUUGGUGAACAGACAGUCAAAAAAGCCAAUAGAGUCAUAAUAGUUAAAGGUGGAAUAAAAUCAUUUUGUUUAUCGUUUGUUAUGAUGAUGUGUCGGGAUGCUAAUGACUUCGACUUGACACAAGAAAUCAAAGAUAGUUGUCAUGCGUAG
Molecule: messenger RNA, 288 nt
Organism: Clunio marinus
Lineage: Eukaryota; Metazoa; Arthropoda; Insecta; Diptera; Chironomidae
Source: the annotation of a GenBank genome assembly